Messenger RNA from Lagenorhynchus albirostris (white-beaked dolphin), 1635 nucleotides. RefSeq names its product leucine rich repeat containing 27 (gene LRRC27). The record is from RefSeq and is a predicted model, not a curated record. NCBI's taxonomy places the organism in Eukaryota, Metazoa, Chordata, Mammalia, Artiodactyla, Delphinidae.
CCUGGCGGCCAGGCCAAGAGUGUCCCGGCGCGAAGGCAUCCCCACACUGUGUCCAGUCGCCACUCACUCCCCAGAGGCUGCGCCCGCCGCCAACAGCAAGCGACGCAAUCGCACCAUCAGCGGAACACCCUCUGCACGGUUCCUAAGCGCUUCUCUCGGCUGCGUAACCUCACCUGGCUGCACCUCCGCUCUAAUGGGAUCCCAGCGCUGCCUUCUGGGAUCGGCUGCCACAAGCAUUUGAAAACUUUGCUUUUAGAAAGAAAUCCUAUCAAGAUGUUACCUGUGGAGCUGGUUAAAAAGAUGAGCGUAAGUGAGGCGCCACCUCCCCUGGUGGAUUUAUCCGCAGAGCGUGAGCCCGACGAAGAAGCCAUUCAUUCUCAGGAGGCAGAGGGAACCAUGGUAACAGAAAAGGCAGGCUUUUUCCCACCUGUGGGAAAACUAGACCUGCGUGAGUGCAGAAGGUCCGCCGAGCCUCCGGAGGACUGGCCGAGCGAGGAGGAGAUCCAGCGCUUCUGGAAGCUGAGGCAGGAGAUCGUGGAGAACCAGCAAGCGGCGGUUCUGGAGCGCCAGCGCCUGCCGGCGGAGCUGCCCCCAGCCCUCACGGCGGUGCUGAGCGACAAGGAGAAGCGGCGACCCCGCCCGAGACCCGUCUUCAGGACGAGGACGCCCUCCUUCAAGAGCAUCCUGCCCGAGCUGGCCCCAUGGCAGCAGACCCAGGGCCGCACCGGCCUGCCGGAAGAGAGUAUCAGCCCAGAUGGAGCAGCGCAGGAGCCCCACCAACCGCCUGUCUCCACCACGCUCUGGGCCCGCGAGGCCGGCUGGCGUGGACGGCGCCCUCCACCUUCUGGUUGUGUUCGGCCAGGGGGGGCUCCGGCGGGAGGUCAGAGAGAAGCGGGGAGGGAGGCAGGGUCCCUCUGCCCUGCCCACCGCUCCCGCUGCUGGGUGCCGGCAGCCCUUCCUUCCCUCACCCCAGGGUCCCGGGGGCGGGAGUGGGCCCUCACUGUGCGUCCCGACGGCCCUCUGCCCCGCAUCCAGGCAGGUCCCGCUGCUGCCCGGCUGUGGAAGGUCAGCACCACCCCCCCGCCCCCACUUGCUAAGCACUUCUGUCUCCGAGGCUCAGCUGCCCCCGCGGCCACCGUCCACACCCUCUGGCUCGGAGACAGGCGAGCACUGCAGGAGGGGAGGGUGCUGGCCCAGAGGAUGCAGAGGAGGAGGGAGGGGCUCAGCCACCUCCCGACCCCACGGAGGAACCUGGUGGCGUCCAAGGUUCCCUUUGCCACUGACCUGAUAGGUCAUGAGAAAAUACCGAUGCAUUCGCCUGGGAAACUGAAACAAAGCAAAGAGAAAUAAUUGCAAGCAAGUGAGGAAAUGAGUGCCUUCCGAGAGGAAAAGCGGAAACAGCACAUCCAGCAACUGCGGGAACGAAGAAGCAGAUUCCGAGGGUCGGCACCUCUCGAGGAGAUAGGGAGGGCCACGCAGGACUUGGAAAUUCAGGACGCGUGGGGGAUGGACUCUCAGAGGUUGAACAAGGAGGUCUGGGCCCGUGGGCCCUCCCGCGGAAAGGGGGCGCCACCCGAUGCCUUCCUGAGCGCGGGAGCCACGAGGAUCAGGCCGGGCGCCUGCUCCCCGCCUUGA